AUGGCCGCCGCAAUCAAAGCCCUCAACGCGAAGAUUCGCUCAAACAAGUACACGGAUUACUUUUGCUCGACUCACUUCUGGGGCCCCGCGAGUAACUUUGGUAUCCCGAUUGCGGCCAUUGCGGAUAUGAGUAAGGAUCCUGAAAUUAUCUCGGGCCGCAUGACCGGCGCCCUAACUCUCUACUCUGCCACCUUUAUGCGCUACGCCAUGGCGGUUACACCUGCCAAUUACCUGCUCUUCGGGUGCCACGCGAUCAACUUCACCUCGCAGGUUGUGCAGGGAUACCGAUAUCUGAACUACUGGAACUUUGGUGGUAGGGAGGCGACGUUGAAGGGCAAGGCGGAGCAGGUGGGCGAGACGGUUAAGAGUGCGGUGUCGAAAUAA
Messenger RNA from Bipolaris zeicola 26-R-13, 384 nucleotides. RefSeq lists its product as uncharacterized. Gene Ontology annotation, biological process: pyruvate import into mitochondria. The record is from RefSeq and is a predicted model, not a curated record. The transcript has 3 exons. Lineage: Eukaryota; Fungi; Ascomycota; Dothideomycetes; Pleosporales; Pleosporaceae. The coding region runs from base 1 to 384 and encodes 127 amino acids. Gene Ontology annotation, cellular component: mitochondrial inner membrane.